Molecule: messenger RNA, 999 nt
Organism: Lacerta agilis (Sand lizard)
Lineage: Eukaryota; Metazoa; Chordata; Lepidosauria; Squamata; Lacertidae
Gene: MYD88
Product: MYD88 innate immune signal transduction adaptor
Exons: 5
Coding region: 16-930 (304 amino acids)
Biological process (GO): MyD88-dependent toll-like receptor signaling pathway; Toll signaling pathway; innate immune response
Cellular component (GO): plasma membrane
Molecular function (GO): Toll-like receptor binding; TIR domain binding
Source: RefSeq, a predicted model, not a curated record
AGAGCCAGGCGUGCGAUGGCGGGGGUCGCUGCUGUUGCCGCGUCUCCGUGCGCCCCGGCGAAGGAGUCCUCCCCGUCGGAAGACGACUCGGUGCCGCUGGUGGCGCUCAACUACUCGGUGCGCCGCCGCCUGGGGCUGUUUCUGAACCCGCGCGCCCCGGUGGCCUCCGACUGGACGGCGCUGGCCGAGGAGCUGGGCUACGACUACCUGGAGAUCAAGCACUUCGAAGGCAAGGCCGACCCCACCGAGAGCCUCUUGGCCGACUGGCAGAAGCGCUGCCCCGGCGGCGCCACCGUGGGCCGCCUCCUGGGGCUGCUGCGCCACCUCGGCCGCCGAGACGUCCUGGCCGACCUGGGGAUCAGCAUCGAAGAAGAUUGCAAGAAGUACCUGCGGAGGAAACAGGAGGAGGCGGCGGAGAGGCCCGUUCAGGUCCCGGCGGUAGACAGCAGCAUCCCAAGGUCAUCUGAACUGCAGGGCAUCACUACGCGAGAUGAUCCCCUUGGACAAACGGUCGAGAUGUUUGAUGCCUUCAUCUGUUACUGCCCGAACGACAUUCACUUUGUGCAAGAGAUGAUCCAAGAGCUGGAACAGACAGAGCACAAGUUGAAGCUCUGUGUGUUCGACCGGGAUGUCCUCCCCGGAACGUGCGUCUGGUCCAUCACCAGCGAACUUAUAGAGACGCGGUGCCGGAAAAUGGUGGUAGUGAUUUCGGAUGACUACCUAGAUAGCGAAGCCUGCGACUUCCAGACAAAGUUUGCCCUCAGCCUCUCCCCAGGAGCUCGCCUCAAGCGCCUCAUUCCAGUUAAGUGCAAAAGCAUGAAGAAAGAGUUCCCCAGCAUCCUCAGGUUCAUCACGGUUUGCGACUACACCAACCCCUGCACCAAGAAAUGGUUCUGGAUGCGGCUGGCCAAGUCCCUGUUGCUCCCAUGAUGCAAAGCCGCGAGGCCAAGUGUCUAGCGCCGUGACUUGAACUGCGUCCUGAGGAAGGGAAGUUGGGGG